Messenger RNA from Doryrhamphus excisus (bluestripe pipefish), 5144 nucleotides. RefSeq lists its product as uncharacterized. NCBI's taxonomy places the organism in Eukaryota, Metazoa, Chordata, Actinopteri, Syngnathiformes, Syngnathidae. The record is from RefSeq and is a predicted model, not a curated record.
CUGAUGUACUCCUUCCUGAUCCUGUCCAUCCUGGUCACUCCCGAUGUGAACCUCUGCAUCCUCAUACUGCGUCUUGCUGCGGCUAAUCUCCACUUUCUCUCUGGACUACUGCUACCAACUGCUACCAACUUCAUCAUGACUUUGCCAGAAAGUGGAACCCGAUAUAUUUCAAAGAUUGUGGAUGAUGGGCAACCCCCCCCCCCCAUCAGGCCGUUCCACCAGUGACGUCAUCACGGAGUGCAGCUCUGCUCCAUUCCAGGUCCAAGAGGACUAGAUCUAGGAUGGUGCUGGAUCUCCAUGGUAUCGGCCAAAUAAUGGCUGUGUGUUGAAAGGAAGUCCACACCGCCAUACAAGCCCUACACUGAUGUUGACCAAAUAAGUCCCAUGUGACCACCUGGCAACCCUAUGAUGUAAUCCUGAUGAUGUCACCCAAUACAGGUGGUCAUAAAGGCUUGUUGUUUGGUCACCGAAGGCGGCGUGUCUGUUCAUCGAAGGCGGCGUGUGUUGACAUUUAAAAAGAUGUCACCUGGUCACUGAGGCCUUGCGUUCACAAGCGGUCGCAGAGAUGUGACACGCAAAGGAUGAUGACCUUCCUCGGGCGGGAUAAUCCAUGUUUGCAGUAUACCCUUGGGCAAGGACAUGGAGUCUUCUGAAAAUAAUGAUAGUUCCAAUAGGCUUUACUCAGAGUUGGUGGAGACCCUGAACCUCAGUGCUCUGGACAGUGAGGAAGCGGAGGAAGAUGUUUCGGGUGCUAAAGAAGAUGUGCCGUGUAGCAAUUGGGCCGAUGGAACCUGCCCCGAAGCAGGUACUACCACCUCUGAGUAUUUCACGGGACGUGACACACAAGGCGUGGUCACACCGCCCUCCAGUCAGGAGGCAGGCCAUGAUGGCGAAGGAAAGGACCCCCCCGCUGUGGCACGGUCAUCUCCUGAACGGCAACUUGGGGAAACCUGUGAAGCCAUUAGUCCGGUGGUAGAUCCCACAGCGGUUUAUAGUGAUGAGGGGGUGGCAUCUAAAUCCCAGAGCGUGUUGUCCAAAGAGGAGCAGAACGGAGAACCGUCGUCCAACGACCAGCUUUUGACUCCGGAAUCCUCUCGAUAUUCCAGUGGCAGGCAGAGCAUGAGGAAAGAUGAUUAUGAUAACAUCACAUCAGAAGACAUGGCGUCAGAGGAGGAUCGUGCUGAUGAUACUGCAGGGGUUGAUAGGGACCAAGAUAGGCCACCAAAAGCCACGAGUCCAUCAGCACAAGAAGACCACAAAUCGGAUAUGGAGGGUUCUGGUGAAGUAGGAAAACGUACGCCAUCAAAAUCCUUGAGCCCAUUACAACGGGAGGAGCAGAAAGGGGAUAAAACGCCCCCCUUGACCUGUUCUUGUGAAGAGUCCCAUCCUGUGGAGGUUGAUACUGAUGUGAACAAAGAGACACCCUCAAAAUCCUUGAGUCCAUCACAACGGGAUGAGAAGAAAGGUGAUGGAACGCCCCCUUUGACCUGUUCUUGUGAAGAGGUUGACACUGAUGUUAACAAAGAGACGCCCUCAAAAUCCUUGAGCCCCUCACAGCAAGAGGAGAAGAAAGGUGGUGGAACGCCCCCCUUGGCCUGCUCUUGUCAAGAGUCCCAUCCUGUGGAGGUUGAUACUGACGUAAAAAAAGAGACACCCUCAAAAUCCUUGAGCCCAUCCCAACAGGAGAAGAAAGGUGAUGGAACGCCGCCCCUAACCUGUUCUUGUGAAGAGUCCCAUCCUGUGGAGGUUGAUACUGAUGUUAAGAAAGAGACGCCCUCAAAAUCAUCGAGUCCAUCCCAACAGGAGAAGAAAGGUGAUGGAACGCCCCCCUUGACCUGUUCUUGUGAAGAGGUUGAUACUGACUUUAACAAAGAGACGCCCUCAAAAUCCUUGAGCCCAUCACAACGGGAAGAGAAGAAGGGUGAUGGAACGCCCCCAUUGACCUGUUCUUGUGAAGAGUCCCAUCCAGUGGAGGUUGAUACUGAUGUAAACAAAGAGACGCCCUCAAAAUCAUUGAGCCCAUCGCCACAUGAGACCCCCCUGACCUGUUCUUGUCAUCCAUUAGAUGAAGAGAAAUUAUCAAAAUCCUUGAGCCCAUCACAACGGGAGGAGAAGAAAGGUGAUGGAACGCCCCCUUUGACCUGUUCUUGUGAAGAGGUUGAUACUGACGUAAACAAAGAGACGCCCUCAAAAUCCUUGAGCCCAUCCCAACAGGAGAAGAAGAAAAGUGAUGGAACACCCCCCUUGACCUGUUCUUGUGAAGAGUCCCAUCCUGUGGAGGUUGAUACUGACGUAAAAAAAGAGACGCCCUCAAAAUCCUUGAGCCCAUCACAACAGGACAAGAAAGGUGAUGGAACGCCGCCCCUGACCUGUUCUUGUGAAGAGUCCCAUCCUGUGGAGGUUGAUACUGACGUUAACAAAGAGACGCCCUCAAAAUCCUUGAGUCCAUCACAACGGGAGGAGAAGAAAGGUGAUGGAACGCCCCCCUUGACCUGUUCUUGUGAAGAGGUUGAUACUGACGUAAACAAAGAGACGCCCUCCAAAUCCUUGAGCCCAUCCCAACAGGAGAAGAAGAAAAGUGAUGGAACGUCCCCUUUGACCUGUUCUUGUGAAGAGUCCCAUCCUGUGGAGGUUGAUACUCACGUAAACAAAGAGACGCCCUCAAAAUCCUUGAGCCCCUCACAGCAAGAGCAGAAGAAAGGUGAUGGAACGCCCCCCUUGGCCUGUUCUUGUCAAGAGUCCCAUCCUGUGGAGGUUGAUACUGACGUAAACAAAGAGAGGCCCUCAAAAUCCUUGAGCCCAUCCCAACAGGAGAAGAAAGGUGAUGGGACGCCGCCCUUGACCUGUUCUUGUGAAGAGGUUGAUACUGACGUAAACAAAGAGACGCCCUCAAAAUCCUUGAGCCCAUCCCAACAGGAGAAGAAGAAAAGUGAUGGAAAGUCCCAUUUGAUCUGUUCUUGUGAAGAGUCCCAUCCUGUGGAAGUUGAUACUGACGUAAACAAAGAGACACCCUCAAAAUCCUUGAGCCCAUCCCAACAGGAGAAGAAAGGUGAUGGGACGCCCCCCUUGACCUGUUCUUGUGAAGAGUCCCAUCCUGUGGAGGUUGAUACUGACGUUAAGAAAGAGACGCCCUCAAAAUCAUUGAGUCCAUCACAACGGGAGGAGAAGAAAGGUGAUGGAACACCCCCCUUGACCUGUUCUUGUGAAGAGUCCCAUCCUCUAGAGGUUGAUACUAACCUAAACAAAGAUACGCCCUCAAAAUCCUUGAGCCCAUCCCAACAGGAGAAGAAAGGUGAUGGAACGCCCCCCUUGACCUGUUCUUGUGAAGAGGUCGAUACUGACGUGAACAAAGAGACGCCCUCAAAAUCCUUGAUUCCCUCAAAGUCCUUGAGGCCAUCCCAAGAAGAGCAGCAGAUAGAAGAGCAACCAUCCCCAAUAACGGGUUCUUCCAGUCCUGCAAAGGUUGAUACUGACUUACAUAAAGAGACACACCCAAAAUCUUUGAACCUAGAAACCUCGAACCCAUCACUGCAAGAGGGGCAGACUUCAGGUCUUAGUCCACCCUUGGGUUCUACUUCUCAAGGGUCAGGCUUUGCGCAGGUUACGAGUGAUCAACCCUUAAAAUCCUUAAGUCCAGUACCACUACAGGGACAGGAAGUGCAGGGAACGCCACAUCAGACCAGCUCUUCUCAGGAGUCAGAAGCUGUGGAGGCUGGUAAUGAUAAUAAUCAGGACAAGGAGAAACCAUCAAAAUCCUUGAGCACAUCUCCACGAGAUGGGCAGACUACAGGUGAAGCUCCACCCUUGGAUUCCAAGACCUCCACACAGUCAUCUCCACAUGAGGACCAGACAGAAGUCUCUGAAAAAGCCUACAAGGAAUCAACUCCAGAACCCGUCAGAGGUGAAACCGGUUCACCAGACUUUGCUCCUGCCCUAGUAUGCUUGGAGGAUGACAUCCGGGCAGCCAUCCAAACGGCCUCCACUUCCAUCUAUGAGGGCAUAGUUCAUCAUGUUGAAGAUAUGGCGUCCAAACCCUGGAGAACAUCACCGUCAGAGAACCAGUAUUCAAAAGUCAUCCCUGACUUUGCAUCAAAAUCCUUGAAAACUUUCCCACGAGAAGAGUCUUUCUUUGCUGAAGGCCUCGUUUCAGUUCCGGGGUUUUCACAGGAGAUCAAACACACGUUCAAAGUUGCAUCAAAGUCUUUAAGCUCUUUACCACAAGAGGAAAAAGUCAUGGUGCCAGAUCUUCUGGAGCGGUACUUCAGUGAUGCAAUCAAAACGUGUUCCAGAACCUUAUUCCAUGCUUUGAAGAGUCAGGUGGAGGACUACGACGCCGAGGACGUGGCCUCCAAAGACUUCAUCCCAGUCAAGAAAAGACAUCGAAAAGUGAGAAGAGCUCAAGACAUUGAAAAAGACUUUGCACAAGCCGAAUCACUUGCCGGAACCCUGAAGGUAGCCUCCAGUCCAGAGGCUACUGGGGACAACGUUUUAGAUGUUAGACUCGAUGAAGGAAGAGCUUCGGCGACCGAGGAUGUUCUCUUGCAGAAGCACUCUCCUGGAACACUCUCAGGACAUCAACAAUUUCCCGCGGACGUCCUGGAAGAACAUCCUGAGAACGUCACGGAAACCUCCCCAAGCGCUCCCAACAACUCUGAAGACUUGAAAGGCGUCGUGAAACGACACAAGCAGAAAAUCCACCCCGUUGGGUCUGAGGAGGAAGACGCCCCAAAGCACCCUUGUCCGCAUAGUCUCUUUGCGGUUCUGGAGGACACAAAAACCAAAGAAAAUAUUGAGACCUCCAAGCAUUUCCAAAGCAUUUCAUCCAAAGCUCCUGAAAGAAACAAGAAGACUCACAAGGUGAAGAUUUCAAAAGACUGUCAUCAUUUAAAAAAGAAAAAAGUCCUUCAUAUUUCCAAGCCAGAAUCUUCAGACGUUUCCCUUCAGGACAGUGAGUCGGGAGAGUAUAUGCAAAAGGUGAAGAAGUUCUUCAGAAGGAUGCAGAGGUGCAGAGUGUGUCCAGCAGUAUGUAAGGGGGGCAAGAUGGACGUUUCAGCCAGACCGCAGAAACAUCAAACUAAAAAAUCAUUUUUGAAUACACUUUGGAAAAAACUUUGGACGGGCUGAGACUCUCGGUUGACGCUUUA